Molecule: messenger RNA, 1959 nt
Organism: Dictyostelium discoideum AX4
Lineage: Eukaryota; Evosea; Eumycetozoa; Dictyosteliales; Dictyosteliaceae
Exons: 1
Coding region: 1-1959 (652 amino acids)
Source: RefSeq, a predicted model, not a curated record
AUGGAACCAAUUCCAGAUAUUUCAAAAUUAAAUAUUAAUGAUUCUACUACCACCACCAACACCACCACCAACACAACACCAAAUAAAAAACCACAACAACAAAAUUCCAAACAAGCACCAAAAGUUGCAUUAUUAACAGAAGAACAAAUUAAAAAAUGUUUACCAAUUUUAAAAUGUGAAGUUAAAGAUUGUAAUAUUCAAAUGAAUUUAGAUCACUUUAAUAAUGGUUUACCAAUUCAUAUGGUCAUUAAUAAGGAAACUAAUGAUUUCGUUAUUGUUAAAGUUGAUAAUCAAGAAUUAGAAGAAUAUCAAUUAAUUUAUUCAGUACCAAAAAUUCAAUCAUUUAAAAAGGAUAUUUUAAUUCAACAACAGCAACCACAACAACCACAACAAAAAUCAGAAUCAUCAGCAGGUGCUGAUGAGGAGAAAGAGGAUACAACUGUAACAACUGUAACAACUGUAACAACUGUAACAACAACAACACCAACAAUUACUAAAUUUAAUUCAUAUUAUAUUUCAAAUAAAUGGAAUGGUAUGAAUAUUCAAGUAUUUAAAUAUAAUGGGGCAGAUGGUAAGGUGUAUAUUAGUGCAAAACCAAGAGCAUCACCAUUCAUUCAAAAUGAUUUAAAAUCUGGACCAAUCAUUGAUUUGAUUAAUGAAAUAUUUUCAAGAGAUCAAAUUGAAAUUACCACUGAAAAUGAUGGUAAUUACUUUAAGGUUACCACUAAUUUUAAUACUACCACCACAACAACAACAACAACAACAACAAAUGAUGAUGAUGGUGCAAAUACUAAUAAAUUAAUGGUACCAAAAUUAAUUGAAUCAUUAUUCUUAAAGAAAGAAAAAGAAAUUCAAUCAAUUGUUUUCGAAUUAUGUGGUAGCAAAUUACCACAUAUUGUAAAGUAUGAUUUUGAUAUUGAUUUGAAACCACUCUUUACAAUUUCAACUCAAGGUGGUUUAAUUAAACCAAUCAUUGACGACAAUAGUAGUAAAGAUAAUGGACAAAUUCAAUUUGUACAAUAUGUAAAAAUUAAUAAUAGUGAUAAUAAUAAUAAUAGUGAAGAAGAUAAUAAAAAAUUAAUUGAAUUAAUUGAUGAAAUUAAAAUUAAUUUAUUAAAAGAGAAUCAAGAAUUUAGAAAAGUUAAUGGAUUAUCAGAGAAUAUGAUUUGGUUUAAUCAUUUCUUACAAGAGGGUAGAGUAUUGUAUUUAUUGAAUGAUCAAGGUACUUUGAUUAAUCAUAGACAAAUCUAUUCAAUUAAACCAAAGGAUGCAGAGAAAUCACAUUGGGAGCAAUUUGAUAAUGGUAUUCAAACUAAACUUUUAAUGACCGUUAAAGAGAUGUCAGAGAAGUCAAUUACAAUCGAUAAGGAUACCUUGAGAAAGGAGUUGGAUUUAGACCAAGUCUCAUGGAACCGUCAUGAGAAUGAUAUUUGUUCGUUGGCAUUACCACCAGUGGUUGCAACACCAUUAUCGAAAUCAAAGUUGGUUAUCACUUGUGGUCUACCAGCAUGCGGUAAAAGUUAUUUCGCUCAAGCAAUCUCUGAACGUUCUUCUGGUGCUUGGAAACGUAUCAAUCAAGAUGAUCUUGGCACUCGUAAGAAAUGCGAAGAUCUCUUAAAACAGUACUUGAAGGCUGGUCAUAAUGUUAUCAUUGAUCGUUGUAAUCAAGAUAUCGGUCAACGUAGAAAUUGGAUUAAAUUAGCAGCAUCUUUAGGUGUAGCCCAAGUUCAUUUGAUUUGGUUCACAAUUGAUCAAACCAUUUGUAAAGGUCGUAUCGUUGUACGUGAAAAUCAUCCAACCAUUCCAAAAGGUGAUGAAGGUAUUGCUAUCAUUGAUAAAUUCCUCACAAUGUUUGUACCACCUUCUGAAUUUGAAGGUUUCGCUUCAUUAACUCAAGUUUCAAGUGAACAAGAAUCAAAUGAUUUAAUUGAAAAAUAUAUUUCAACUAUUGAUUCUUAA